Hippocampus comes (tiger tail seahorse) is the source of this 1672-nucleotide messenger RNA. RefSeq names its product carbohydrate sulfotransferase 11-like. Gene Ontology annotation, biological process: proteoglycan biosynthetic process; carbohydrate biosynthetic process. NCBI's taxonomy places the organism in Eukaryota, Metazoa, Chordata, Actinopteri, Syngnathiformes, Syngnathidae. The transcript is spliced from 4 exons. Gene Ontology annotation, molecular function: sulfotransferase activity. Bases 433 to 1449 code for a protein of 338 amino acids. The record is from RefSeq and is a predicted model, not a curated record. Gene Ontology annotation, cellular component: membrane.
UCCCACAGCCCCUCCAUCUUUGACGAAGAAGUAGUUCUUAAAACUUGAACAAACUGGACUCCAACGUCUAAUUCGGCGUUUGAAACCGUAUUCGCGAACAAGAGUCGUGCUUUUUAACCGUUCGGUUCCGUAAUACUAAUUCCCGAUGUAUUCUGAAAAAGCGAUUUAGCUGGACGUCUUUCACAUAGACACGGCGUCAGUGAGUGAGUCACUCAUGUCCCACACUUGGAGACUUAACAGUUAAAAAGCGCAGCCCACACUUGUCUCGGAUGGCCGCUCACUGCCGUUCUAUGCACCAUUUCAUUCUCCGAAAGGGUGCCGGUUCCUCGGCGAGUUGAGCCUUCUUUUUAAGAGCCGGGUCGAGGCUAGAGGACAGCGGCGAGGGGGUCGCGCCGAGGAACCCGCCAGCAGCUGAGCCGGCCGGGCGUCAGAAUGAGGAUGCCCCGAGGAGGACGCCUGUUUCUGGCGACGUGCCUGGGAUCUCUCGUGGUCCUGGUGCUUUACUUCCAGAAUAUCGGCAAGCCCGAACUCAGUGUUGCGAGCAGCAACAGACCAGAGAAAAGCAGGAGAAGUCCAUUGCAGACCCUCUACAGUGGAGACCAGCAGCUGCAGCUGUUGGCUGAUCAGAAGUCGCUUCAAGGUCGCAGGGAGCUGCUGGAGCAGGCUUGUCUGAGUCAUACAAAGAAGCGGCGGGUCCUUUCUCCGGAAGAUCUCAAACACCUCAUUGUGGACGACAAACACAGCCUCCUUUACUGCUAUGUACCCAAGGUGGCCUGCACCAACUGGAAGCGCAUCCUCAUGGUCCUCACCGGCGACGGCCGCUACAGCGAACCCCUCGCCAUCCCCGCCAACGAGGCCCACGUCGCGGGCAACCUGCGCACGCUGUCCGAGUUCUCGGUCCCCGAGAUCAACCGCCGCCUGCGCAGCUACCUCAAGUUCAUCUUCGUGAGGGAGCCUUUCGAGCGCCUCGUUUCGGCCUACCGCAAUAAAUUCACGCGCAGCUACAACACAGCUUUCCACAAGCGCUACGGGACGAAGAUCAUCCGGCGGCACCGCACCGACCCGGAUCCCGAGGCCCUGGAGAAAGGGAACGACGUGUCUUUCCAGGAGUUUGUCCAGUAUCUCGUAGACCCUCGGACCCAACGAGAGGAGCCUUUCAAUGAGCACUGGGAGAGGGUGCACUCGCUCUGCCAUCCGUGUCUGAUCCACUACGACGUGGUGGGCAAGUACGAGACGCUGGAGCCGGACGCCCGCGCUGUGCUCUCGUUGGCGGGGGUGGAGGACAUAGUUCAGUUCCCAACGCCCGGGAAAAGCACCAGGACGGAUGGCGACAUGGCGGCUCGCUUCUUCAAGCACAUUAGUCCUUUUUAUCACAAGAGACUGUUCAAUCUCUAUCGUAUGGACUUCAUGCUCUUCAAUUACUCAACUCCUGAGUAUCUGAGAACUUGAUGAGAGGGGGGGGCUUUGAUCUUUGUGAGCUCGACUCAGCUGUUUUCGUGAUGGUCAAUUUGCACUUUUUCAUCACUGUGGACUUCGAAGCUUUCUCCUCGUUGCUGUAUGAUGAGCCUCGUAUGCAGAAAAUUAUUUAAUUUUAUGGUGGAAAUUUACUUGUACUAGGGCUGGGCGACAUGGCUUAAAAGUGAAAUCCCCUUAUAACCCCCCCCACGCCCCC